Messenger RNA from Sphaeramia orbicularis (orbiculate cardinalfish), 1248 nucleotides. RefSeq names its product mitochondrial ribosomal protein L3 (gene mrpl3). The record is from RefSeq and is a predicted model, not a curated record. NCBI's taxonomy places the organism in Eukaryota, Metazoa, Chordata, Actinopteri, Kurtiformes, Apogonidae. Gene Ontology annotation, cellular component: ribosome; mitochondrial large ribosomal subunit. The transcript is spliced from 10 exons. The coding region runs from base 103 to 1143 and encodes 346 amino acids. Gene Ontology annotation, molecular function: structural constituent of ribosome. Gene Ontology annotation, biological process: translation.
GUACCCUGGGUGACUUUUACCACAGGACGAAAACGAAGGCAUGGGUGGUGGAAUUACGCCCAGAUAGUCUAUAUUUGAUCGCUUUUAUAUUUAUUUUCGUGUAUGAAUCUGACAACAAUGGCGGCGUGGAGUUGUCGCAUUCUUCUUCAGCGAGGAACUCGACUCAUUUCUGUCCGAACGGCAGCUGAAAGUCCCUCCCCACUGGUAGGAUGUAUCAGAACAGUUAAAACCACAACUUGGUUUGAGGAGCACCUCACAGAGGACAACCAGGAGUACAUGAGGAAGAGCACGGCAGAGGAAUACAGAAGACAGAUGGCUGAAAAGCUCAACCCACUCAAAGAUGAGCCUUGGCCACGGCAUGAGUGGACAGAAGGGACUCGGAGAGUGGGAUUAGUGGCUGUGAAGUUGGGGAUGGCUCCCAUUUGGACUAAAACAGGGGAAAGACAUGUAGUCACCAUGUUACAGGUGCCAGACUGCCAUGUGGUAAAGCACCUGUCCAAAGAAGCAUAUGAUGGACGCACAGCUGUACUGUUGGUUGGAGGGAAAAAUGUAUCACCAUUCCAUAGGUCUGAAGAGGAAAUGGACAUGUUCAGGGCUGCAGGAGUUCCACCAAAACAGAAAGUCACCACCUUUAAAGUCUCAGACGACGCCAUCGUCAAGCCAGGCACUCCUCUGUAUGCAGCACAUUUCCGUCCAGGCCAAUAUGUGGAUGUCACUGCCAAAUCCAUUGGUAAGGGUUUUCAAGGUGUAAUGAAGCGAUGGGGGUUCAAAGGUCAGCCAGCCUCCCAUGGCCAAACUAAAACUCAUCGCAGACCAGGAGCUUCGGGACCUGGAGGGGAUCCAGCCAAAGUUUUCAAAGGAAAAAAGAUGCCCGGCAGGAUGGGAAACGUCUUCGUGACAGCCUAUGGACUGAAGAUAUGGAGGGUCAAUACCAAGUAUAAUGUGCUGUAUGUUAACGGCUCUGUCCCCGGCCACAGGAAUUGCUUACUAAAGGUACGGGAUACGGUCCUGCCAAACAGAUCCUCCACCCUGCUCAACCCUCCCUUCCCCACUUACUUCACAGAAGACGAGGAGAACCUGGAAGAAGACCUAUACGAUGACGACCUGUUUGUUCACACAGAGCCGUCUUUAACACUGACCUGACCACACACACACACACACACACACACAUCGCAACACUUUUCCACCUGAACACACAAACUGUCUGAAUCAUGUAAUUAAAGAGUAAAAUAAUUCCUUGACAUGUUA